AUGGCUCUUGUAGACCAUACACAGAACACUAAUCAUAAUGGAGAGGAAGGGCAAGAUGAAACAUCGCUUGCACCAAUAGAGCAAACAAGUCCUUUGGGUUAUAACGUUGGAUUCCUCAACGCUACGCUCGUCAACACCUCGGCCAUGAUUGGUAUGGGGAUAUUUUCUACCCCGAGUUACGUUUUGAAAUCUGUUGGGUCUGUGGGUGCACUGGUGACACUUUAUCUCGUGGCUCCGAUCGUUACUUGGGCUGGACUAAUGGUAUACAUUGAACUUGCUUCUAUGUGUGGCCACAAGAGGUCGGGAGCGGAGGUUGUGUACCUGGAGCAAGCUUAUCCCAAACCCAAGUACCUCGUUUCAACAGUCUUUGCGAUGACGACUGCCCUGUUAAGUUACACAGGCGUUAGUGCGACUGUUUUUGCUAGACAUAUCCUCCACGGCUUUGAUAUCGAAGAUACCCCCUUCAAGCAAAAGUCCAUUGCUCUAGCUAUGUUGACUAGUGCCGUUGCAACUUGUUUGUUUUCAAACAAGUGGGCGUUGAGGAUCAACAGUUUUUCCACGGCAUUCAAAGUUGGGAGCCUGAUAUUGAUAUCAUUUACUGGGAUGGCCUGUCUGCUCGGCUGGACAUCAGUCCCUUAUACGGGUAACCUAAACCACCCCUUCGAGGGAACAAAGAUCGAAGGGAAUCCGCUUGCUACAUCCUUCGCCAAGGUCAACUUUAGUUUCGUAGGGUGGAACACCAUUCUGGGCCUUAUGGCCGAAGUCAAAGGUCGUGACCCUAUUCGCACAGUCCGUAGAGCAGGUCUAGCCUCUAUUGUUAUUUCGUCUUUGCUCUUUCUCGCUACAAUCCUUUCGUUUGCGAUCGUGCUCACCAAAGAAGAGAUCACCAAUGCCAAUGAAGUCCUGGGUGCGUUGUUUUUCAGAAAGGUCUACGGAGAUACAGCGGCGACCAAGCUGUUUCCUAUCUUUAUCGGCCUCAAUUCAUUUGGGGGCAUAACCUUGUAUUAUGCGCGAAUGCUGAGAGAGGCAGGGAGACAGGGCGUCUUGCCAUUUGCUACGUUCUGGAGUCGUGUUGGGAGGUUCAAGACGCCCUACGGCCCCCUUUUAUUGAAAUGGGCUUUGUCGGUGUUUUUAGUCGUUGCUACCCCAGCGGGCGACACUUUUGCAUUCCUGGUCGAUCUCUCUGGGUACCCGGGUCUGGUUUUCGCAUUGGCGACAUCGUGCGGCGUUUGGGUUUUGAGAGAUCGGAGAGCCAAGAUGGGGCUCCCCAAACAUGCAUAUAAAGCUCCGAAUAUUGUGGUUCUGGCCUACGUGGUAAAGAGCAUUGCUUUGAUUAUUAUGCCUUGGAUACCACCCAAGGGGGGAUCCCAUGGAGGUGACGUCGACUUUUUCUAUGCGACGUACUGUAUCGUUGCGCUUGCGGUCAUGAUGCUAUGUGUGGUUUACUACUGGGUUUGGUUUAGAGCGCUUCCAGAAUGGUAUGGAUACGAAAUUAUAGAGGAGACUGUGAGGCUUCCAGGGGGUGUCAAAGCCGCGGUGCUGAGGAAGCAUUACAAGGGCGAACAGGAACCGCUACUUCGAGCUGAGGAGGCAUAA
Molecule: messenger RNA, 1596 nt
Organism: Rhizoctonia solani
Lineage: Eukaryota; Fungi; Basidiomycota; Agaricomycetes; Cantharellales; Ceratobasidiaceae
Product: amino acid permease
Exons: 12
Coding region: 1-1596 (531 amino acids)
Biological process (GO): amino acid transmembrane transport
Cellular component (GO): membrane
Molecular function (GO): L-amino acid transmembrane transporter activity
Source: RefSeq, a predicted model, not a curated record